Molecule: messenger RNA, 1344 nt
Organism: Striga asiatica
Lineage: Eukaryota; Viridiplantae; Streptophyta; Magnoliopsida; Lamiales; Orobanchaceae
Source: the annotation of a GenBank genome assembly
ACAUCGUCGAUCCGGGAAAAUGAACAUAGGUACGUUUGCAAGCUUCCGGAUAGUCUAAACCAUCAAUACAGCCACCGUACACCUGUUGAGUGCACCCUAACCACUAGAGAAGGUCGUAGGUAUAUCGUGACAUUGAGAGGCAAUCGUUUUCGGGUGUUUUUUGAUGAAGGAUGGCGAGACUUUGUGCAUGGUGAGGACAUUAUGGUCGACAACUGUUUGUGGUUCGACCGCACGUCCUUUACGGAUUUCAUAGUGACAAUGCACGGGGAGGAUCAAGUGGAGCGGGAUCUUCGCUACCGGUAUACACUAGAAAUAAAGAAACGCCACGUGGAACGUGCGCGUUUGUCGAUUCCUAUUAAUUUUUGGCGAGAUUAUAUUCUUACCGACCCCACGGACACUUUUAGAGCAAUUUUGGAGUUUGAGAGGUGUACAUAUGAAUUACAAAUCGUUCAAGGCCAUGGAAAUAUUUUGAUGCAAAAUUGGGAUGCCGAGGAUUUUGUGGACGCUACGCAAAUGGUUGAAGGCGAUACAUGGCAAUUCACAUUAACCCCGUAUUUUUGUGUGCGUUUCGAGUCAAAAAGAUGUAGAAGAGGGAGAAAGUGGAUAGGUGGAUUAAAACAUGAGGGGAGUUUUCUUUGGGAUGACGACAGUAAUUGGUAUUUUUCUUCAAGGGGAAGUGCUCAAACAUAUUGUAAUACGCAAUCCAAUGCAGAAGGUAGCAGUCACACAACUCGAGGGUCCAACUUCUCAACCACGUCACAUGCGCCAACGAACAAUGACUCACAGUCAGUCUUUAUAAUUGCGACCGCAGAUAUUGUUAGAAAACAUUUCCACUAUAUACGAGAAGGAUUUUCGAACAAAUGGCUUCCAGCAGCUGAGGACUCUUUUUGUUCAAUCCUUCUGCAUUACAUCCAGUCAGAAGGGUUGAACUACGAGUUUGACAUAUAUAUGGCGUUUGAUAGAAUACAUAGAAGUUGUUUGGGUGAAAUUGGCCAUAAUUUGACUUUGGCAGAAUGCUAUACGACAUUCAUGGUAUUAAAAGAAAGGUAUCGAACAUUUAAAUAUUUUUUGGAUUACCCAUUGGGUGUUUUCGACAUACAUGCAAAGACCGUCUGUCUUGACGAGGACGAUCGUGAGGAAGCAUUUGAGCUUCUAUGGGAGACCUUGAAGAUAAUUUUCGAACCACUAGACCUUGACCCAUAUCCUGGUGAAACGAGGGCAAGAGAUGAACGUAACCAUCGCAAACUUGACCAAGUUGUUCGCGACUAUUGGGCCGAAGAAAAACGUAUGGCAGCACAAAGAAGAAGGAGAGGAACAAUUUACAUUGGUGAUUGUACUGGUAUU